AGUCACAGUGGGUUGAAAAUUGAAAUCAAUCGUCAAUCUCACAAAAUAGAGGAUAAGGGCACGCGUCUUCUUUGUUAUCUCCUCUCCGUGAGACCAAAAACCCCAGCCAUGGCGUCCACCUUCCUUCACCAGGCGUUGUUCAUGCUCCCGAAGAUUGCAGCUCAAUCCCAGCCGACGAACCUUGCCUUCUCCGCCGCCGUACCACGUACGAUGCCCUACUCCGGGGCGUUGGUUUCUAGGGUUCCAGCCACCUCGUACGGAUUCGGUUUAUGCCAAAGGGGUGAAAAGUGCUCUUUCAUCGUUAGAGCUGAAGCAGCAGAUGCCGAUGUCGAAGAAAGCGAAGCCAAUGCGGAAAGUGUUGGGGAGGAUGAAGAGGAGGCUGACGUUCUAUCACCUCGGAAACCAAGAAUCAAACUUGGAGAAAUUAUGGGGAUAUUGAAUAAACGAGCAAUUGAAGCUUCGGACAAGGAAAGACCUACACCGGAUCUCCGAUCUGGUGAUAUUCUGGAAAUCAAACUGGAAGUACCUGGGAACAAGCGCCGGUUGGCUGUAUAUAAAGGAAUAGUCAUAUCGAAGCAAAAUGCUGGCAUCCACACUACGAUUCGUAUUAGGCGUAUCAUUGCUGGAGUUGGUGUUGAGAUUGUGUUCCCUGUGGAGCCAUAUGAAUCAGGAAUGUUGGAAAUUAUGGAAAUCGGCUCUGAUUAUGAUAUUUCGAAUGGAACAAAACAGCUUUCUUACCAUGGAAGUUCGCAUCCCGUAUUUGAGUUUUUAGAUGGAAUGGAAAUGCUUCACCGUGUUCAUCUGCAUUUCGAAAUGUUAUCGUUUAUAAUAUUCCUUUUAGUGCCAAUUAAAGGAAACCAUAAUCAAUACUCGCCACUUAUUAAAGAGAUUAAAGUGGUGAGCCACCGGAAGGUCCGUAGAGCCAGGUUGUACUAUCUGCGAGACAAGCUUCCAAGGUUCUCAUUUUUCAAAUGAAAGGCAUUUGGACUGCUAAUGUUUGUCCUGGGUAACCUUAGAUCUCAAUUUUCCUCGAAAUCUCGAUCCCUUUGUUUGUGAGUUGUAAUUACGUGAACGAAUUGAGGAUCUUAUUUUCAGAUAUUGAAUUUUCAUGUGACGAACUAGCUCCAUGAACAUUUUCUGCUUAUGUACUAGUUUUUUGUAUAUCGACUUUGUUGACACCCUUAGGUUACAUUUGGCUACAUUGAUCUUAUUGGUUGCAUAAGAAUUCCUCAAGAGAAAUACAAGUACUCAUUUUCCCUUUUGAUUUUAUCUAUAGAUAAUCUGCUACAGAAUCUUUGUUGGACUAAGUGGGAUAGAUAAGAUUAACUGAGGCUUAGUUGGAAAUUAGUUCUUGAUACUGGCUAUUAAGGUCGUUUUUAUUAGGGUUUGUUAACGAUCCGAAU
This is a messenger RNA of Striga asiatica, 1403 nucleotides long. Lineage: Eukaryota; Viridiplantae; Streptophyta; Magnoliopsida; Lamiales; Orobanchaceae. The record is from the annotation of a GenBank genome assembly.